AUGGAUGAUGAACAAGAUCUUCGAAAACUAAAUCAGGAUCCAAUAACACCUACUCCAUGCAUUAAAAUUCUCAAAGAUAAAUAUGAAUUAUACCUGGAUUAUGAAUUAAUUGUACAAACAACAUCUUCGUAUGAAGCAUUAUCACUUCUUGUUUCUUUAUAUAAUAUUUUUGAAUAUCAGACAACAGCAAUCGAUAUAAGUACUGGUACUUCAAGUAAAUCAUCACUUGAACCAAAUACAAAUAAUUCAAAUAUUUCACAACAAGAUGUAAACAACAAUAUGAACAUGGUAUUGAACACACAAAACGAUGAACUUAUAUCAUCAGAAAAGCAUUCAACGGAUGCCAUUGGUCAUGAAGAUAUUCUUGAAUCAACUAUUGCUACGUCUAUGGAUACUUCAUCAAUAAUUGUAUCAUCAAAAAAUAGCAAAAAACGUGUAAAAACAAAAUCUAAUAAAGAAACAAUAAGAUCUUCAUCACGUAUACAAUCAAAAAGAUUACGUUUAUCAUAA
Molecule: messenger RNA, 510 nt
Organism: Rotaria sordida
Lineage: Eukaryota; Metazoa; Rotifera; Eurotatoria; Philodinida; Philodinidae
Source: the annotation of a GenBank genome assembly